Arachis stenosperma is the source of this 1427-nucleotide messenger RNA. Its product is annotated as protein MLN51 homolog. The record is from RefSeq and is a predicted model, not a curated record. Gene Ontology annotation, molecular function: mRNA binding. NCBI's taxonomy places the organism in Eukaryota, Viridiplantae, Streptophyta, Magnoliopsida, Fabales, Fabaceae. The transcript is spliced from 6 exons. Gene Ontology annotation, biological process: mRNA processing. Gene Ontology annotation, cellular component: exon-exon junction complex. Bases 100 to 1044 code for a protein of 314 amino acids.
UUCUCCCUCUCACACGUUUCUAAUCCGCUCCUCUUCGCUUCCUCUGUUCCUAAAUCGUACUACUGCUAUAACCUCCUACUCACAAACAUUCUGUGAUCUAUGGCGGACGAUUCAGAGCAAACCAAAUCGAUUGAGUAUGAGAGCGACGCCGAUGGAGUCUCAGCGCCGUGGUGGAUGGCACGGAGGAUUGAAGCAAGUGACGAUGAAGACCAAGAAUACAGCAACGAUGGGCUCACAGAAAAGUGCCGGCCGUGCUUUGCUCAUCUUCAUCCUCCAAAUGAAUCUGACGGCGGCGGCGAAGGUUCACCGGAUUGGUACCAAGAACUUGGAGAGAAGGUUGUUUUCGAAGAAGAGCUCGAAGAAAUGAGCCAAGGAGAUGAAGAAGAGCUUCAAGAAACUCUGCAUCGUGUGACUAAGAAGAAAGAGAAGGAGACUACUGUUCGCGACGACGCUUACGUGCCUACGCAUGGUUCGUUCUACAUGCACGACGAUCGCUUUCUAAGUCCCCGCCGCCGCUACCGCACGCGCAGGGGCAUUGUCACUGGAAUGAAAUUGUGGGACAACUGCACUGAUGAACCGAGGUGGAAGCAUGACAAGUUUGAAGACAUGAAAGAUAAUAGUCCUCCGAAGAGUAAUGAUCAACAACAAAGGAAGAACCAAACCAAGGGCCAGAGAUACAUGAAGACGAACCAAUUUGGAUCCCUUGACAAUUAUGGAAAUCAGAAUAAUCAGACUUUAAGAAUUUUUAAAGGAAGAGGACCUAAAAAAUAUAAACCUAUUAUGAAAUGCAAUAAUCUAAAUUCUUCGUCCAAAGAUCAAAUACAUGAGAAGUUCAAGGAAAGCGCUUCAACUUCUAGUUCUUCCAGAGAUUACCGUGCUUCAGCUAAGAUUUUGCCAACAAACACAUCCGGUGAAACACUACACCAAACUACUUCACUGUUAUUACUGCCUGGUAUCCAUCAUGGGGGCCUGCCUUGUGGUACUGUUGAUGAUCAUGCUCUCAUAACGCUAACAGGAUAUACUCCUCAGUACAGUGUCAACUAGCCUCAAAAACUUUCGGAAGACAAGCGGCACAACUUGAAAAUGAAUAUUGUCAGAGACGGAUCAAGCCUCUAAGCCAAAUUGCUUUACCAGUCUGACCGUGGGUAUAGCUCGAGCGAGUGUGACAGUAGAAAAUGAGAUCAGCCUUGAGAAGAAGUGUAUAGUUUCUAUGGUUUACUACUUGUAAUCUGUUACUACGGCUUCUCUUUGGUAGGAUUAUGCAAUAAUGGACGAUUUCGAAAAACCAAGACUACUUGUGAAUUUGUGAUCCAUAUUGAUAGGGUUUUGAAUGUCCUUUUAUUUCUCAAGUAUAGUUGCACGAGGAAAUGUAUACUAAAGAAAGAUGUGCCUCAAGCGGGUUGUCCUGUAGAUAGCAUUUCAUUUUU